Molecule: messenger RNA, 2318 nt
Organism: Trichobilharzia szidati
Lineage: Eukaryota; Metazoa; Platyhelminthes; Trematoda; Strigeidida; Schistosomatidae
Source: the annotation of a GenBank genome assembly
GGUUAUUCAAAAGUGAUUGAAUUUGGGUAGUAUUUCAAAGGUUGCUAGGCUAUCCAAAAACAUAAUAUAACAAAUGUACUAGAAUUCUUGUGCCACUAAGAGUGAUUUUAUGAGUGAAAAUUUUUGUAAAAGGAAAGUCAGCAUACAACCACAGACCACUUGUGUUUCUCAUCACUUCUAAAGUUUUUUUGCGUAUAAAUGCUUUCAAAAUAGUGGUAGAUAAACAAACACCUGAAAUAAAGGAAAAACUUCCUGGGAUCAGCGGUUGCUUUUUGUGUGAUAGAACUAGACAGGGGCCGUUCCAGUUAUCGCAACCCGGCUUACGCAUAUUACUCUAUUGAACUGAGAGUAGAAUGCUGGACUACUUUCAUGGGAAAGAAUCCAAGCAGGAAGAGAAUAACAGUCUAGUUAGCAAUAGAUCUGAAGCUUCAAAGUUUACCUCUAACGAUACUGGAUUAGAUGUCGCCUCAUUAAAGAUUAUUGAGUUGUCAAAAAAGAUUAGAGAGUUGAAUGCUGCACUUAUCAGUGAGCGAAAUAAAUGCAAUAACCUGCAUCAGACAGUUAGGAGGCUGGAGUCCAGUAAUCAAAGUAAAGAAGUUGUUGUUUGCCACUUGUGUAAGCAAAGCAAGACGCCAUACACCGAGGAGAAGUUGGAUGGUACAGCUGAACGUAUGGAACAGGAGAAAAAGCUGAAGAAACUAGAGUCUGUUGUCUCAGAGCUGCGCCAGAAAGUUCAAGUCUUAAAUCGUGACUUAUUACUGGCUAAAAAGGUAGUUGAAGCCGAAACAGGCGAGGUUAUACCCAAUAUCAGCACUUGGUUAACUAAUAUGCGGCUAAAGAACGGAAUUCAGGAUGGUGGUACAUGCUCAUUAUUGCCAAACUGGCGCGGUCGACAACAACAGAUAUCUGCAUUGAAAAAUCGAAUUGCAAAACUACAGUCUCAACUCAAUGCUAAAAUGAUCUCUCGUUCAGAGGAUCUUGUUUGCAAACAAAAUGCAGAGGAUGAAUUAUUCUCUGGUGCAACUUCAUUUGGCAUCAGUUACUUUCAAGAGGAAGGAGAACUGCAAACGCCGAAAACAUGUCAUACGCCUACGUUUAAUCAUCUGACAGAACAGCAUUUAACGAAAUCCUCUGCGAAACAACUACAAGACGACAAAAAGCACUUAGAAGAGGAGUUGUGCUCUACUAAAAGCAAACUUCAAAAAACAAAACAACGCGUUAACAAUCUUGGACAAGAGCAAAAGGAGCUUAAAAAACAAAUUGUUUUCCUUAUACAGAAAGGAAAACAUGACGAUGAACUUAUAGAAUCACUAGUUCAGCGUAAUGAAUGCCUACAAAAAGAAGUUGUCAACAUGCAAAAUUUGAACACAGAGAGAGAAAAGGAGAUAGAAAGGCUUAAUCAGGAAUUAUCGAGUCUAGAGCAAAGAAAAGAAAUUGAAGUAGAAAAAUUAAAGGAAAUAAUUGCUGAGAAAAACGAGCACAUUGAGAAUGUAAAUAAAUGUCUUGCUGAAGCGAAUCAGAAGAAAGUGAAUGAUUCCGAAUGCGAACUGGAGAACAACAGAAUUGGAACACCAUCGAACUCAAAGCAUCAGAAUAACUCCUCCUCCUCCUCCUUCUUCAUUGAUGGCGAGUACGAUCUGGUUAAAAGUCUCACAACUGAACGUGAUGGAUUACUAAAGUUAAUAGAAGGCAUGGAAUUCAGAAUUGAAGAGCUGCUUAGUCAGAAAAACACUCUGGAAAUACAAAAUGCUCAGUUGGCGAGAAGAGGAAAUGAUGACAAACACUACUGCACAACAAAGUUGAAGUCUUCUACAAAAAGGGAGAAAAUACCCAACAUUAGCAAUUCAGAGACAAAUGAAGACGAUACAAUGCUAGACUAUUUACUGAAUAGUAAUUAUGUCAAGGAUGUGAUCUCUCAAUGCAAUCUAUCCGCUCAUUCAGUCAAGAUAAUAACAAAGUGUAUAAAAGAAUUACAAACUGCACUGGCCAGGUGUCAUGAUGAGAUAAUAAGCUUGAAAGGCAAUCUAAAACUGACCUCAGAUUAUCGUAAAGAAGAUUUGAAAUUGGUUAUGCAAAUGGUUGAAGAGAUGCGACAACAGCAGAGAAACAAAAGCUCAACUUGACCGAUCAGAUAAGGUGUUCUUGGUGGUGGUGGUGGUUGUACAUACACACUGACUUGUCAUUGACGUCGGUUAAUAUACAAAUCAUUGUGAUAGCAAAAAAGAAAGUCUUUCAAAUGACAGUGUAUACAACAGUCUACUGGAUCAGAUAUCAUUCCAUUAUUUGUAUGCUAAUUUUUUGUGAACAAAUUACACAGG